GCUAGCUCCCAGGGUUGCGAGGUAUAUAAGAGCCCGUCAGACCAGCCCCGGCGCCAGAAGACAAGCAGAGAGAGACUCCUCCAGACCCACUCAGACCACGCGCACGCCCUCCAAGAUGGUAUCCCGUAAGGCUGUGGCUGCUCUGCUGGUGGUGCACGCAGCUGCCAUGCUGGCCACGCAGACGGAAGCCUUCGUCCCCAUCUUCACCUAUGGUGAACUCCAGAGGAUGCAGGAAAGGGAACGGAAUAAAGGGCAAAAGAAAUCCCUGAGUAUAUGGCAGAGGUCUGGGGAGGAAGGUCCUGUAGACCCCACGGAGCCCAUCGAGGAAGAAGAAAACAAAAUGAUCAAGCUGACUGCUCCUGUGGAAAUUGGAAUAAGGAUGAACUCCAGGCAGCUGGAAAAGUACCGGGCCACCCUGGAAGGGCUGCUGAGCGAGAAGCGGCCCCAGCACGCAACCAAGUGACAGCCACGCUGGGAAGAAGGUGGACAGAUUUGGGAGGCCCCUCCCACCUGAGUGAGGCCCUGGGAAUUUGCACAGCCUGCCAGCUGGGCCUGGAAGGAAAACACCCUUUCCAAAGCAAAUCCCCCUCCAGCAAAUAAAGCAUGAAAUAUACAGAAA
This is a messenger RNA of Sapajus apella (tufted capuchin), 619 nucleotides long. It is a transcript of the gene MLN, whose product is annotated as motilin. Bases 116 to 463 code for a protein of 115 amino acids. Gene Ontology annotation, molecular function: hormone activity; motilin receptor binding. The transcript has 5 exons. Lineage: Eukaryota; Metazoa; Chordata; Mammalia; Primates; Cebidae. Gene Ontology annotation, cellular component: extracellular region. The record is from RefSeq and is a predicted model, not a curated record.